This is a messenger RNA of Leptopilina boulardi, 2031 nucleotides long. Its product is annotated as cytochrome P450 4c21-like. Gene Ontology annotation, molecular function: monooxygenase activity; heme binding; iron ion binding. The transcript has 11 exons. The coding region runs from base 78 to 1619 and encodes 513 amino acids. Lineage: Eukaryota; Metazoa; Arthropoda; Insecta; Hymenoptera; Figitidae. The record is from RefSeq and is a predicted model, not a curated record.
UCAUUUUCAUUUGAAGUAAUGUAAAAUUACAAUAUAAACUGCGAAAAAGAAGUUUUGUGAAUAAAACGAGAAAAAAAAUGAGUGUCUUUAUUGCACUUUUUCGUUUUGUAAUUUUUUUACUUGUAUGCAAACUUUUAAUAAGAUUGUAUCAUUUUAUUAAUUAUUGCAUUAUCGUGAAUAAAAUUCCAGGACCAGUUUCAUAUCCUCUCUCAAUUUUUGCAUUACCAUUUGCAUUUCUUCGAGUUACAAAAGAAGAUCGAUUCGCUGGAUUCUAUGAAUUAUGUCAAAAAUACAAAAAGGGUAUUUUCAGAACUAGCGAAGCUUUUGAUGAUGUAGUUGUAAACAUCUUUAAGCCUGAAUUAUUGGAGGUAAUUUUGUCGAGUAAUAAACUUAUAACAAAAGCUAAACUUUAUGAAUUUCUUGAUCCUUGGUUUGGUGAAGGAAUGUUAACAUCAACAGGAGACAAAUGGGUACAAAAAAGAAAAAUUAUCAGUCCAUCUUUUCAUUUUGAAAUUUUGAAUGGUUUUACAAAUAUUGUCUUAAGAAAAACAAAAAUUCUGGAACAAGUGAUUGAAGAAAAUCUUAAAGUUGAUCCAAAGAAACCAAUGGAUUUUGCAACACUCGCUAUUAGAUUUUCAUUUGACACUAUUUGCGAAACAAUAAUGGGUAUAAAUCUAGAUGUUCAGAAAAAUUAUGCCUGCGAUGGAUAUUCAGAUUCAGCUCACAGAGCUGGUGAAAUAUUAAUUAAAAGAAUAAAUACACCCUGGCUACAAUGGGAUCCUAUAUUUUUCAAAACAAAACUUGGCGAUGAUUUGAAAUUAGCUGCGAAAACUAUAAAUACAUUUACGUCUCAGUUAAUUAAAAAGAAAAGGGAAGCUCGAAGACUUGAGGUUAAAAAGAUUGUAGAAACUAAUGAUCCCGAUGACUUUGAAAAACGAGAUAAAAAACCGUUUUUGGAUCUUAUUUUGGAUAUACAAGAAAAAGAUAAGAAUUUUUUGAACGAAACUGAAUUGGUAGAGGAAGUAAAUACAUUUUUGUUUGGUGGCUAUGAUACAGUGGCUGCUGGAAUUGGUUGGGUCAUGUUUCAUCUGGGUAAUGAACCUGAAAUUCAAGAAAUAGUCCACCAGGAAUUAGAUGAUAUUUUUGGAAAUUCAAAAGAACCAGCAACAAUGAAUCAAGUCCUGGAAUUGAAAUAUCUUGAUCGUGUUAUUAAGGAAAGUUUUCGCAUACAUCCUCCAGGUCCCACUGUUGCUAGACGCUUAACUGAAGAUAUUGAAUUAGGUGGAUAUCAAGUUCCAAAAGGAACAGUGGUUCAUUUACAAAUAAUAGUAAUGCAUCGAGAUCCGGAAGUUUGGCCAGAUCCAUUUAAAUUUGAUCCUGAUCGUUUUCUACCGGAAAAUUUACAAGACAGGCAUCCUUAUGCAUUCAUUCCAUUUAGUGCAGGUCCAAGGAAUUGUCUUGGUCAAAAUUUAGCCUGGGUGGAAUUGAGAUUUGUUCUUUCUUCACUUUUGAGAAAAUAUCGUGUUAAAAGUGUACGAAAACCAGAAGAAAUGAAAGAAAUUUGGAGUGCCACUUUAUUACCAUUUGAAGGGAUUCCCAUGCAUUUUAUUCCCAAAUAAUAAUUCUUUCUUUUAUUUUGGGAAAUAAAAUUUUUAAUAUCCAUAUUUCUUUAGUUACGGAAAGUGACGUCUGAAAUUAAAUUAAAAUUCACACGUCCUGGAAAUAUCAAAAGAGAAAUGAUUCUUAUAAAAAAAAAAAAAAUUAAUUCAAGACCUCACAAGAGUAUAAUUAAAAUGAAAAUAUAUUUGUUUAAAAAACAAUUGUUACUUACAUGCACAUUUUCAUAAAACUACACAAAAAUGAAUUGUCAUUAGAUACCUAAAAUUAAAUUAAAUUAAAAAUAAAACAGGAACUAAUUGACAAGCCAAAUAAUUGAAAUCAGUUCCGCUGUAUUUUCUUCCAAGUGUUCUACAAUAAAAUUUCGAAUUUCGAAAACAAAAAUAAAGGACCUAUUCGAAAUUGGAACCGCAA